Molecule: messenger RNA, 3464 nt
Organism: Prorocentrum cordatum
Lineage: Eukaryota; Dinophyceae; Prorocentrales; Prorocentraceae
Source: the annotation of a GenBank genome assembly
GCAGCAUUUUGGGGAGGGCACCUCCCGCGAUCCAUGCAUUCGGCGACCGCGCGCCAAAUCCAUGGAUCGCUAAUCCAUGUUUGCGCGCUCUCGACGCUCGACAGCCAGUGAAAGCCACCGAGCCUAAGCCGGAGCCAUUUUGGCCCAAGUUUGGACCACUCGAGCAGCGCGCCGCCGCGCGCGGGGCGCGCGCCACACAUGCUGGCCCAGGAGGCGCCGGACGCAGAGUUCCGCGACCUGCUCGCUCGGCUCCUCCGCCAGCGCGAGGCCGACAUCAGCGCCGCGGUCGCGGCCCUGCGCGACGAGAACGCGUCGCUGAGCGAGGAGAUCGCGGAGCUGCGGGGCGGCAGGCGGCGGGGCGCUGCGGGCGCGGGCGGCGGCGACGUGCUUUGGCCGACCGCGGCCACGGGCGAGGCGAGCCUCGCGGCGGCGGUGCAGGUCGUGCCCGGCGGGCCUGGCGGCCUGCGGUACCCCGACGAGGAGCCCGUGGCCCUCGGCUCACCGACCGGGAGGAGGCGGAACUCGGCCUGCCGCCGCGCGGGCGCCCUGGGGGGCGCGCUGCACACCAUCCCGGAGGCCCUGUCGCUCCGCAGGGGCGACGAGGAGCCUCGGCUCAGCAUGCGCUCCGUCGCCCAGGAGUCUGCGGAGCGGAGCGAGGAUCCGCGGUUCAGCGUCCGCUCCUCCGUCGGCGGCAGCUCGUCGAAAGGCAGCUCAGUGGCCCUCAGCUCGGUGGCUGCCAGCCUGAUGACGGCGCGUACCAACUUCUCCCCAGUGGCCGCGAGGAUAUCAGCUACGGAGGUGUCCAGAUUCUCCCACAUGUUCAAGGUCGACACGUGGAAUACGGACGCGGCAACGAUAUCAGCAGGCGAUCUCCUUCCUGUUCUUGAGAAGCGGGGCCUGCGCAAUCUAUCGCUGCAGCGCGUUUCUUCAGUGAUGCAGCGUCUGUCUGGAGUCAGCCCGCCGCUGGAGGAAGAGGAGGGUCGGUCACCAUGGAGUGAUCACGACGACGCCAACUACAAGAUGCCGUUCAAAAUAUUCGUGGACACUAUGCUCUCCACGAACAUCGCCAAGGGGCUGAGUAACGAUAUUGCUGAGGAUGCCAGGCGUUGGCAACAGGCCCUUAUGACUCAGCCAAUCGAUGAAGUAGUCGACAGGCUGGCCAAAACUGGCUGCCCCGAAGCACAAGGCUCCAGUAUGUGGGCCUCCCGUUCUUCGGUGUUCUAUGCAAGCAACACCUGGAGCUUGUUUUCAAGGCGAGGUAGACUUAGGAUUCUCCAGCUGCUGAACACAGUGGUUGCCUUCACAGUAAUGCUUAGCGUCAUAUCGUUGUCUCUGAGCAUGGACUACUGUCUGGAUUGUGAAGUCUGGUUUUAUGUUGAGCUGGUUGCCGCAAUCAUCUUCGUCGCAGAGUUGUUGAUCAAGCUGUACAUCUUCGGAAUCCAGGAGUUCCUAUUCGGGGACGACCGUCUGUGGAACUGGAACGACAUGCUCAUCACAGUGUUGGACUCCCUGGAGGUGGGGACGAGCACCCUAUACAGGAUACAGGGCCAGGACGGGAACCAGAUUUUCUCGGUCGGCACGGUCCUGGUCGCGCUGAGGACCCUGCGCAUCCUGCGGUUCGCGCGGCUGGUGAAGAUGCUGAGGUCCCCUCUCCUGCACGAGCUGGCCAACAUCCUGCAGGGCUUCAUGCUCGGGCUUCCCGCGCUGCUGUGGGUUGUCAUGGUGAUCUGGAUCGUGCUGUGGGUCAUCGGCGCUGCGUUCCGCCACCUUAUAGGCCCCGAGGCUGGGGGGGAGCUCCUCACCGACAAGUGCGGGUUCGACGGCGACAGCAUGGAUACAAGCGCCAUCGCUCACGCGGCGACGAUUCAGAUGUUUCCCGAGUGUGGGGACAGGCACAGGCUGUACGGAGACGAGUACUGCUCAACCGUGAUCGGGUGCUCGUUUACGGUCUUCCGCUGCAUGAUUGGUGAUUGCAACUCCAAGGGCGGACAUUCGUUGCCCGCGCACCUGAGCGCAGGCUACAAGCUCAGGUUCGAUCUGAUGUACGUGUUCGGCAUGAUUGUCCUGAUAUUCGGUCUCUUCAACGGGCCGGCGGAUCACGGCGGUCUUUGUCGAGUCCACCAUGCGAGGCCUUGCCGCCCAGGACACCAGGAUUAAGAGGCAGGAGAAGUACCAUGUGAAGCACGUCAAGAAGGCCCUGGAGAAGCUGGUGCAGCGCAUCGUGUUGAUCAGCGAGACCUACAGGAAGACGCGUGACCUCGAGGCAACGGACAGUGCGACGAGCCCAGUCCAAGGCUUGGUGAGGAGGGUGUUCGGCUCCGCCUGGCUCCUGCCCCGGAAGGCCUUCAGUGAAGCGGCCUCGCCCGCAUCUUCGGAAAUCAACCUCGCGGUCGACCCCUCCCAGCUCACGCUCUCGGAGGGUGCUUUCAACGAGGUGCUCAGGGACGAGGAUGUCCAGUGCGUCCUGGACGAGCUGGACAUCAACCUCGGCACCGACAACGCGAGCAUCUUCCGCAUCUUCAAGAAGGACCGCGAGGGCCAGCUGCCGCUCGCGGAGAUGCUGGCCACGCUGAUGAUGCUUCGGGGUGACACCUCCAAGGCGGACUUCAUAGGGCCCUCGGUGAUGAUCGGCGGGCUCCGGGAGGAGGUGCGCGGCGACGUCCUCAAGGUCCAGGAGAUGCUCCUGAGCACUCGCCAGGUUCUGGUGGACUGCCAGCGCCAGAUCCGGGCGCUGGCCGAGGAGCGGUAGCCGCCGCCGCUCCCCCGCCUCGCAGGGCCCGGCCGCCGUGGCCCGUGCCCGCCCGCCAAGGGGGCCGAGGUCGCCCCUCGCCCGCUCGGCCGCCCGCGUGUGCCGAGGGCGUCCUGGCAGCCUGGCCCGGGUCCGGCGCGGGGCACUCCGUGAGCUGCUGGGCGGACGUGCGUGUGAUGUCCUUCGGGGCAUUUUUUUUAGGCGGCCUCUGGUGUUUUGAUGGGCGGACUUGCUUGUGGUGUACCUUCUGAGACACGCUGCAGCUUUUCGUUUUUCUUGUACGGGCUGUGCCGAUGUCGCUCCCAUCUGCCUUCGAGCUGGGCCCCGUGCACUCUGGUGUUACAGUCACCCGUGCCCUGGCAACUAGCAAACCGCUCGUCGGGCGCGGGCCCCCGCCUGGCCAGGUUGGACCAAUAUCCAGUGUGCCUCGGCACUGCUUGCGGUGGGUUCAGUCCUGCUUACUGUGGGUUCAGCCCUUCGGCGCUACAUGCUGUGGGUUCAUCCCUGCCUUUCUGCUUAGUGUGGGUUUAGUCCCCCAGGGUACUUCGGUACGGCUUGUCUGAGGCGGCGACUGUCAAGCGUUACACCGUGAUAGCGCCCCUGUCAGGGCGACGCCGAUGGGAAAAAAUGUACCAAGCCCAAGCGAUGCAAGUGAGCACGAGCUUCCAAGCUGACUCAUACAACCGACGCAUCGCCGAUGCGGUGCGGUCCUCCA